CGUCGGCGGCCACGCGCACGCUCACGCUCGCGUCGGCGGCCACGCGCACGCACCGACCGGCUCGCGUCCCCGCCGGGAAGGGCUGCCGCGCGGGAGGCUGCGGUCGGCUGAGGUGUGCCCGCAGGUGUACCCGGAGCCGCCCCGAGAUGUCGUACAUGCUCCCACACCUGCACAACGGCUGGCAGGUGGAUCAGGCCAUCCUGUCGGAGGAGGACCGCGUGGUCGUCAUCCGCUUUGGACACGACUGGGACCCCACGUGUAUGAAGAUGGACGAGGUGCUGUACAGCAUCGCGGAGAAGGUUAAAAAUUUUGCAGUUAUUUAUCUUGUGGAUAUUACAGAAGUGCCUGACUUCAACAAAAUGUAUGAGUUGUACGAUCCGUGUACUGUCAUGUUUUUCUUCAGGAACAAGCACAUCAUGAUUGACCUGGGUACUGGUAACAACAACAAGAUCAACUGGGCCAUGGAAGACAAACAGGAAAUGAUAGACAUCAUCGAGACUGUGUACCGGGGCGCCCGGAAGGGCCGCGGCCUGGUUGUGUCUCCAAAGGACUACUCCACGAAAUACAGAUACUGAGCUCAGCCCAGUCUCCGUGCACAGAAGUGGUGCAGAAUUGUUUUCACAUGGAAAUAUUUGAAACUAUUUAAAGCCUUAGAGAAAGCGUUUGGAAGUGAAUUCAAAGCUCAAGGACUUGGAGGGUCUUUGUAGUAAGGGUUGCAUGGCAUCAACUCUUUGCCUGUCUGGCCAUUGUAUUUUUAUAUUAGCAAAUAUUUGUAAAUACCUAGCUGACACGAAUAAAGUACACAGUGAUGGAAAGUCAUAA
This is a messenger RNA of Canis lupus familiaris (dog), 822 nucleotides long. It is a transcript of the gene TXNL4A, whose product is annotated as thioredoxin like 4A. Gene Ontology annotation, cellular component: U4/U6 x U5 tri-snRNP complex; spliceosomal complex; U5 snRNP. NCBI's taxonomy places the organism in Eukaryota, Metazoa, Chordata, Mammalia, Carnivora, Canidae. Gene Ontology annotation, biological process: mRNA splicing, via spliceosome. Bases 147 to 575 code for a protein of 142 amino acids. The transcript has 4 exons. The record is from RefSeq and is a predicted model, not a curated record.